Messenger RNA from Patella vulgata (common limpet), 1961 nucleotides. Its product is annotated as NF-kappa-B inhibitor alpha. Bases 115 to 1398 code for a protein of 427 amino acids. NCBI's taxonomy places the organism in Eukaryota, Metazoa, Mollusca, Gastropoda, Patellidae. The record is from RefSeq and is a predicted model, not a curated record. Gene Ontology annotation, molecular function: protein binding. The transcript has a single exon.
GGACUGCAGGGCAUUUCCUUCAGUCUGUUAAUAGCCAGCAAGUAGGUUGACACGGUAUAAAAAGAAAUUUUCAUUUCAUUUUUGAAACAGUUGUGUGUUAGCCUACUGAUCAAAAUGUGUGAGUUACCGUGUGAUGUUGAAGAAGAUUUGGUUCUGGACCCUGGGAAUAGUCCCUUCAGAAAUGAAUUUGAACAUCAAAAACAAUAUGGCUGCCGUACUGAAGGCUAUUCUUCCGCCUUGGCGAAAUUUAAAGUUGAUGGCAAUGUAGAAUGGCUUGAUUCGGGAAUUAGCAGUUUUGGUGAUGAUUUUUCUUCAAAUGCUAGACUUGACUCAGUGGACAAGCUGUUUACGGGUUUAAGUGUGAGGGAUCGCGACCAGGAUAGUUACCCAAGCCAUUCAGACCAAGUGCUCUCUGUUAGCUUAUCAAAUCAGAUAAAUCCUCAUAGCAGUUCUUCAGCGAUACAAAGCAGCCAUGCGUUCGGCAGUGACAGUGCAACUUCUGCAUCUAGUUUAUUAUCAGACAAUCAUAGGUUUGAUAGUGGAGUAUGUCAAACCAGUUCGUUAGACUUGAGCCCAGUUUGCAGUUUGCAGAAUGACGACUAUGUUGUUCCAGAGGCUUAUGUUUUUCAACUAUAUGAACCAGAUGAAGAUGGCGACAAUCAAGUUCACAACAGCAUCAUCCAAAGAAAACCCGCUGUUGCCGUGCAGGUGAUAUCCUUGGCAGCAAGCUAUGAUUGGUUAAAUCAAACCAAUAAACUCUCUCAGACGCCACUACAUUUAGCCGUGAUCACUAACCAGCCCGAUAUCGUCCGAAGACUAAUGGUAGCGGGUGCCCAGGUAGAUGUCCGCGACUCUAAAGGAAACACCCCUUUACACAUAGCUUGUACGAAGGGCUUCACGGAGAUCACAAGGAUAUUAUUAAAACCUGUCAAUCAUACUGAAAUACAUGUGAACAAAUAUGAAAUUCCCUACCAGAAAAUACCCCAGGAUCUGGAAUCAAGGAACUAUGAUGGAUUGAGUUGUAUGCAUUUGUCCGCGCUGGGCAACCACUUGGACAAUAUGUCUCUGUUAUUACAGAACCGAGCUAACAUUAAUAUCGCCGAUGGAAAAAGCGGGAGAACUGUUUUACAUUAUGCAGCGGAGUGCGGAAAUGAACAGCUGCUAAAGUUUAUCUUGAGAGAACCUUCUACGAGGAUCGACGAGAAAACAUACGCAGGUCUGACUGCCAUCGCGUUAGCAAAAGGUCGUGGUUAUCUUGAUGCUGUGGAAGUGUUAUUCGUUCACGGGGCAGACACAGCGGGUCUGGAUGAAGACUCGGAUGACUCGGACAAUGAAAUGGAUAUGAUGUAUGAUGAUAUUAGAAUCGCAGGAGAACCAGUUUCAUUUACGUGCUCAUGAACUAGAUUUUCAAAAAUUCACCAAAAUGCAAUGCUCCAUUGAACUCAAAAGUGAACCUGAAAGACAUAUUUACGUGGAAAUUGUUACCAAACAAUUACGGUAAAGAUACAUUAUGUGAAAAUUGUUUCCAAACAAUUAAAGAUACAUUUUGUGAAAAUUGUUACCAUAUUUAAUGAUACAUUAUGUGGAAAUUAGUGUAUUUGUUACCAUAUAUAUUUAACUAAUGGUAGUAAUUAUGAUUUUUUCCCAAUUUGAGUUUAAUGGGCAGCUUUAUUAUACCAGAUUAUAGGCCUACUUUAUUAAACUAGUUCAGUUUAUUAACAAUUUCUUAAACUUUAAGACUAUUUACUUAUUUUGUUUAGAAAUUUAGAGUGUCUAAUGUCCACUGGUCUUAGAAAAUACUAAGACCCUUAUUCCUUGUGUGAUGUGAAACUCUUAGUGGGGUCUUUAUAUGUGCUGCACGUGUAGUUACACUGCAAGAUAAAUCUAUUUUGUUAAUACACAUUAUAAUGUAUAAAUUCAUAGAUGUAUAUAUUUAAAUUAUUAAAAUGUAGAAAAAUUAA